Molecule: messenger RNA, 3023 nt
Organism: Staurois parvus
Lineage: Eukaryota; Metazoa; Chordata; Amphibia; Anura; Ranidae
Source: the annotation of a GenBank genome assembly
AAAACGAUGCAGGCCUGCACUGCAAUGGCAUUUACCUUGCACAGGAAAUCCGAGUUUCUUGUGGCUCUUGCAGAUUAUUCUGUGAAGUGUUUCGAUAAAGAUAGCAAAGAACUGGUGAGCUGGAUGCGUGGACACGAGUCCACAGUCACGUCGAUCUCCGUACAUGGGUCUGGCCGUUAUGCUGUCACCACAUCCAAUGACACCGCUCAGCUCUGGGACCUGGACACCUUCCAGAGGAAGAGAAAGCUGAAUGUUCGCCAGUCUGUGGGAAUACAGAAGGUAUUUUUUCUUCCGCUAAGUAAUACAAUCCUGAGCUGUUUUAAGGACAAUUCCAUCUUUGCUUGGGAAAGCGAUACUCUUACCUGCAAAUAUCAGCUUCCAUCUCCCGAAGAUGGGUCCAUGGUGCGAUACAAAGCCUUCGCUGUUACAAGGGAUGGAAGAAUGCUGGCAGCUGGAGGAAAAUCCAACAACGUACAUCUGUGGUGUCUGACCUCCAAGCAGCUAUUCAGAGUCCUCCAGAUGCCCAGCACGGUGCGGAGUGUUCGCCAGCUUGAGUUCCUUCCUGACAGCUUUGAUGGCGGAUCCAGUCAAGUUUUAGGUGUGCUCAGUCAAGAUGGGAUAAUGAGAUUCAUCAAUAUCCAAACAUGUAAACUUGCGUUUGACAUUGGAAGCCAUGAUGGCGGCAUAGUGACUUCUUCCGUAAGCCCCAAUGGACGUUAUAUUGCCAGUGUCAUGGAUAAUGGAAGUGUGAACUUGUACAGUGUUCAGGCUUUGACCAAGGAAAUCAAUAAGCCUCCGCCACCACUUGUAAAAGCGGUUGAUUUAAGUAAAGACAAGGACUCCACAGUGGAAAAGUCUAAAGCCAGCAGUGAGAGAGUCAAAGUUUCAGCCGACCGCAUAUGUCGUCCGUGGAAGUCAAAGGAAGAAAUAGUGAAAACCCGCAUUCUGCGUCCAGACGGGGAUGAUAAUGACAGUAAUAAAGAGAAUGUGUUGCCAACUGGACUGAACAAGCAGCGGCUUCUAGCGUUAUUGAAGGGCUUUGGAGAGUAUCCAACGAAAUACAGGAUGUUUAUCUGGCGCUCACUACUCCAGCUGCCAGAGAACCAUGCAGCUUUCAGCAGCCUAACUGACAAGGGCACGCAUCCCCAGUACCUCCAGCUUCACCAGGAAUACCCCAUUAAAAGCAGGAAGCUCCUGAGAGUGCUACAAAGGACACUUUCAGCCUUGGCUCAUUGGUCUGCGAUAUUUGGAGAGACUAAAUACUUACCUCUGCUGGCCUUUCCAUUUGUCAAGCUUUUUCAGAACAAUCAGCUCAUCUGCUUUGAAGUUGUUGCUACUGUCACAACUAACUGGUGUCAGCAUUGGUUCGAGUACUUCCCUAAUCCACCGAUCAACAUCCUUGGCAUGGUUGAGAAUGUUUUGGCACAUCACGACAAGGAAGUUCUUCAGCAUUUCUUGAAUUUUGGAGUUACGUCUCAGGUUUAUGCCUGGCCACUCCUGGAAACUCUGUUCUCUGAGGUUUUAACCAGAGAAGAAUGGCUGAAGCUGUUUGAUAAUGUGUUUUCCAACCAUCCCUCUUUCCUGUUGAUGGCGGUAGUGGCCUAUGUCCUGUGCUCGCGCUCCCCUUUACUGCACUGCAACCAGAAGGAAGACAUUGAGUAUUUUUUCCAUCACCGGAAUAACUUGGAUAUCAACUUGAUGAUUAAAGAAUCGUACCAUCUCAUGGAUGCCACCCCAGCCGAGAUCCACCCUCAGCGCCUUCUCAGUGAAUUUGUGCCCCUCACUAAGGGACAGUAUCCCAUAUUCAAUAAAUACCCCAAAUUUAUUGUGGAUUAUCAGAGUCAAGAGAGGGAGAGGCUUCACCAGGAAGAACUGGAAUACUUACGAGAGAAGCAAAUAACCCAUGAAGUUGAAGCAGAAGCAAUAAAACGCAGAGCUGAAGAUGAAGCCUGGUAUCAACAGCAAGAGCUCCUCCGAGGAGCAGAGCAACAGAGACGCCAACUACUAAUGGAUGAGGAGCAAAGACUUCUGUACCAGAGGCAGAGGUUGGCAGCUAUCAAAAGAGAGCUCAAAUUAAAAGAGCUUCAGCUUCUGGAUGGUGCACGCAGGCGCUUCUUGAGGCACCAGCAGGAUCAGCGCAAGAUGGAGCUCAAACGCCUGGAUGAUGACAUUGAACGCAAGAUGUGCAUGCGAGAGAGAGAAACUGCAGCUGUCAUGCAAGACGUGGAGAUCAAACAGAUGGAACUGGAGGCCCAGAGACGCUUUUAUGAGCAACAACUUGCUAAAGAGCAGGAAAAAGAGAGACAGGAAGUUAAAGGAGAACUUGAUGCUAACCGACGGAAAGGCUGACCUGGAAGAACAGAUGUUCUGGAGACUAAUGGAAACUGAGGCUGAUUUAAAGGACCAGAAGUUGCUGGAAGAGAGUUUGGCAAAAGCCGACCAUCUGAGCUCAGAGACUGAGUGGAAAAUUCAGGCACUUCACAAACAGCAGCAGGACGACCUCAAGCGAAGCAAACAUUACGAAGAAAUGUUGUCACUGACCGAGGGUAUUAAGGAGCAGGAGAAGCAGCUGCACAAUGUCGUCAAAGAGCUGGAAACUCGAAAGUGGGCAGAGACUACUAACAGACUUGUGCAGCUAGAAACAGAACAGCUCGCAAAAUCCACACAAGAUGCUGAAAGGAGGAAGUUUUUGCACACAGGAAAAGUACAGGAGGUGUCGGCAGAGAGACAUCUUACUACAGACUGACAAGGAAUAUUAUGACAAAGUCCUGAAUCAAGGUGUGCCAAUGAGAAAUUCUUUACGGGAAGAGGCGGAUGGUCAGAAGAAGACGGAAAAUAUUUGCUUAAAUGAUGUGUCUUCCUCUGACUCCUCCACCCACUUUUCUUUGGAUCGAGGGAGGGGAGACUUGGAGAAUAAAGAGCGCGCUCUCCUGUCAGAAGUACGAGAGCUCAGACAGAAGUUGGCAUCCCAGGCUCACAAACAGUACCCAACCUCGCUUCACCAAGACACACUAUGGACUUGA